Messenger RNA from Aedes aegypti (yellow fever mosquito), 5369 nucleotides. RefSeq lists its product as uncharacterized. The record is from RefSeq and is a predicted model, not a curated record. The coding region runs from base 1130 to 5113 and encodes 1327 amino acids. The transcript is spliced from 11 exons. Lineage: Eukaryota; Metazoa; Arthropoda; Insecta; Diptera; Culicidae.
GGACUGCAAUCGUCGUCAUUCGAGUAUCGCACUUGGUCAGCUUCGCACGCGUCUUCCGAUUUUUCCCACUCUCGCUCUUUAUAAUAUUAACGUUCUCACUGUAGCAGAUAGCAAGCAGCACAUACAAUAUAUUUGUUUCGCGCGCGCGGUAAUUAUCGUUUAUCACUAUUUUUGUCGCGCGCACUAUACAGCCCCCUUCGAUAACGGGCCCGAUUCAUCCAAGUAGGCUGCGGUGUUUUGAUUGAAACCGAAGAAAGGGAUUGGAGAAGAGCCAUUUACGACCCUGGGUGAAUCAAGGGGGGUUAAGGGUUAAGGGAUGUGAAGGAAUUCGAAGGAAAGUUUAGAACAAGCAAAAGGUUCAACAGUUGCAAAGUGAACAAAGGUUGCUGUCAGUGGUACCGAGAGAAGUGACAGCCUGUCAGUGGUUAGAGAAGGCGCAAAAUUUUUAGGGGUUUAGUGGACCGUGCAAUCGAAAGUUCGAUAUCGAGAGAAAUAUUCGAAGAGUUUCCUAGUGUAAAUUAAUUACGUGUCAGAAGAAAAUCUGUUCGAAAUUUAGAGCUGCAACUAGUGCGGAAAAUUGUGCCAAAAAGUUUCUGUCCUCAGCUUAGUCAGUGUACAAAGAUUAAUAUUUGUUUUGUGUUUUGUAAACAACGAUUGCCGCCCUGUAAUUAACGACGUGUUGGUGGCAAGUUGGCCGUAAACAAGGAACGUGUAUUCAUCAGGGGGUAUCUUCAAGUAGGCUGCGCCGUGGGUUGAGAAGUGAUUUAGAUCUAAGAGUGCUAAACGGCUUACUACGAUCUAGUACCGCGCACGGUUACGGUUUGAACAGAGAGGGAAACCUCAACGCGAUCAGAGUUGGCGCUGGACGGGGCCGAAGUAGGCGACGGUGCUUGGAGUAACGAUACGUCCGCACCGUGUGCAGUCAGGAUGAGCCUGAAGAAGGCGAGUCGUACCAAAAGUCUGUCGCUAAGUGGCGAUGACUUCCCGUUGCGACCGGCGAAACCCCGGGCGGCCUUCGUUACGGCCAAACGCCCCGAGGACACGAUGAAGAUCAUGAAGUACAUCGACGACAACGUGAUUGGCAAGGGUGUCGCAUUCCUGGGCCCGUUCGGACGACGCAAAGUCGUCUAUGCCGAUUAUGCCUCGUCGGGUCCGUUCCCUCCAGUUCCUCGAAGACUACAUCAACAAGGAAGUGCUACCCGCCUUCGGUGAUACAAACUGCGUCUCAGCCGUCACCGGCCUUCAGUCACAUCUCUAUGAUAACGAAGCACGGGAUCUGGUUCGGGUGGCCGUCGGGGCCACCACCGAAGAUGAAGUCGUCUUCUGUGAUAAUCCAGCCGAACGGUUGUGCUUCCUGCUAUCGUCCAACUCCUGUCUACAGCUCCAGAAAUCGAAUCAGUCACUUCCGCCGGUGCUGUUCGUCAGCACAUCGGAACCGAUCCGAAACCUCCGCCAGUGGAUCGACGCCGGCUGGCACGUGGAACGAGUCAUCAAAAAUCACGAAGGCUUCCUGGAUCUGGUGGAUUUGGAGAAGCGCCUCAUGCAGUACUCGGAAGCUAAGCGAACGAUGGUGGGGAUGUUCUCGGGGGCUUCGAGACUCACGGGGAUCUUGGCAGAUGAUGUAGCGACCACGAUUUUGCUCCAUCAGUACGACGCACUGUCGAUAUGGGACCACAGUAUUGUGGCGUCGUGUGCACCGAUCGUGACGAAUCCGAUUCUUCCAGGGGCGCAGAAAGAUGCCGUAUUCUUCCACUGCAACAAGAUGAUCGGAGGGGUGCAAGCUCCGGGCGUUCUAGUGAUCAAGCGAAAGUUGGUGGAGAAUUCGGUUUCGUUUCUGCAGGAUACCGUUGGGGUAGUGGAGGCUGUGAGGGCAGGGCUAGUUUUACAGUUGAAGGAAUCGCUAGGGGUUCAGGCGAUCAUGAGUCGAAUGGAGAAAACCUGCAAGCAAAUACUGGCGCAUGUGAGGACGAUUCCGGAGAUAGCGCUGCUUGGACCUCCUUGCACUACAGCGAAACGGUUGACAACGCUGUGUUUUAUGGUUCGUCAUCCGAGGGGAGCUUUUCUGCAUCAUCGCUUCGUAGUGGCAGUAUUGAACGACGUAUUCGGAGUUCAAGCAACGGCGGAUAAUAUGAUAGCGGAUUCGCUGGGGAUAAACCCGCAGUUGGCGGUGGAGUACGAUAAGGUUUUGAACGACGAAUCUCUGAAGUCGGCGAGUAUCCAUCCGGGAUAUAUUAGAAUUACGUUUCCGUAUUUCAUGCCGGAGGCUGAGGUAGCAUUCAUACUGGAAGCGCUCAAAAUGGUGGCCACGGAAGCUUGGAAGUUACUACCUCAGUACGACGUAGACGAUCGCACCGGAGAAUGGAGACACCACUCGAACUCCUUGGCCAAAGAACGCAAAUGGUUAGGUGCAAUACGCUAUACAGAUGGAAAGAUGUUGUUUUCCGAUCGAAGAAUUUCCGGUCCUGGGACAUUUCCGCAGAGCUACUCGGACUGCCUCCAAACGGCGCGGAAUCUGUUCAAUCGCGCCCGGAAGAUGGCGCAGAAGUCCACGACGGACGAAGUUGUUCUCAAGUUGCCAAACGCUUCGAUGGAAAGCUUAAGAUGGUACAUGCUGCCCGGUGAGGCUCAUGAACUGCUUCUGGGGCACUCGCAUAGCGUCAAGAAUACAGUGCCAUUCGAUCCCACCAAGAUUCCAGAAAAUCCGCUUCUGAUGAUCCAUCGCCAUCACAGUCUCUCGGCGUUGGAUAUCAAGCGGUUCAAGAGCCGUAGUCUCCCGGCGUCUCCCCUGCAGAUCUCCAUCCGGCGGCAGCACUCCAGUUCACCGAGUCAAUCGCACAGCCCUACGCCGACGCCUACUUCGUCGCCUCCGCUUGUGCGAUUCUCGCUGGGCGGUGAAGUCACCAACUACAGUCCGCCAUCUUCGUCGCACCAUCAGCUACAGGUAACGAGCUUCACGGCCGUCAUGCCCGAUAUCAGCACCAGUCGAAACAGAUGCAAUAGCUGGGGAUCUCCAACGAGUUCGGCAACGAUUGGCAGCCCAGUCGACCACGGUAGCCUAACUAAUCUCGAUUGCGCUACUAAUGCCACUGGGGACAAUGCUGGAACUAACUGUGGUGGUGGUGGUGGUGAUCUAGAUUUCUUUGGUCCCCAGACGCGAAACAGUCUCGGGUUGGGCCAGCAUCAGCGCCGUCGAUCGCAGGCGAUCGCUUCGUCGUCGACGGCGACCAGAACUUCGGGUCGUACGGCAAGCCUCGGCGAACGUUCGCCAGCGUCGCCUCCGCCGAUGAUGACGACGACGUGCUCGUCUGCAGGUCGACCAGCGAAGCAGCGCUCUUGUUCCUGCAGUAGCCAGACGGAUCUGAGCAUCGGAUCCAGCGAGAAUCUAGCCACUGCAGUGGGAGCGUCGCUCGCCCCGAGUCUACCGAAUCUACUGCAGUCGUUGCCACUGGGAAGUAGCUGCAGCGAAACUGCCGAAGACAUUCAGGCUUACGUCAAAGAAGUCACCAAAGAGUUGGCAACGGAGAUCAAAUCCGAAAUUCGGGACGUCAUUUCCAAAGUGGAAGACGCGCUGGAGAGUACGGACAGUCUGGAUAUGACGGGAGCAUCUAUGAGUUCCCUUGGUAAUAUUAGUGUCAACAACGACAUCAAACGUGAUUCGAUCUCAACAAGCGAUGUCGUGGACUACCUCCGCGAGUUUAGCAAGGGAAUGAUGAACGAGGUCAAGUCGGAGAUCCGCGAUGUUGUGAAUGCCGUGGAUGAGAUCAUCUCGCCCGAAGGUUGUCUAGGGUCGCGCAAAAACUCUCCACCGGACAUCCUCAAGGGCAAUUCGGCCGGCGCUGGUGGUGGACAUAGACUCUUGAUGAAGCAGCGCUUCAGUGAUAUCACACCCGACACCAGCCGGCCCAAGUCCGCCGACAUUGACAAACAUCGUUCGGAAUCGUUCCCUCGGCCAAACUCGUCAAUCCAUGCUGCCACGGCGCCCAGUCCUGAGCACUCGGGCCCAGGCUUCCCCUACACUGGUGCCAUCGCCAAAAAGUCAGAUCUCACCUCGUCCAUGUCGUCGCAGGACUCCGGUAUCAACAUGAGCUUCACCGAGCAUGACGACAAAACACGCAGCGCGUUCGGCAAAGACAGAAACCGUACAAUUUCAGCUCAUCUGGAGAAGGACUCCGCACGCCAUCAAGCGCCACAGCGACGGGUUCAGUCGGAAUCUGCCGCACCGCCGUCGCUAGCAGCUCCAGAAACUCCGGAACCGACGACACGCCUCCCGACCACCCCGGAAGUGGUGGACGUGUUCACUCCGAAAAGCGCCCUCAUUCGUCAGUCGAACGUUCUGAAGAGCACGCCCUCGCAAGAGCUCGAUCCGGACGCCGGUCCGGAGGGUGCCCGGUGGCUCAACCUCCCCAAGGACAUUUGGAAACAGGCAGCUGAGGCCCUGGACGAUUUUGGCAUGAUCAAGGACGGUGACCGCAUUCUAGUCUGCCUAUCCGGUUCCAGUUCCUCGCUCUGCCUGCUCCACCUUCUCCGCCAGUUUAUCCGAGCUCGGCACCUGAGCAACAUCCAACUGGCCACGGUAACCUUCGGCGACUGCGGAGUCGACCCUCGGGCCCUCAUGCUCUACCUCCGAGAACUGGGCAUCGAGUACUUCUACGAGCAGUGUGACUCCUCGCUGGACAACCUGCAGGAAAGGCUCAUACAGGUGGCACACCGUCGAGGGUACAACGUCCUGGCCAUGGCCAACAGCCUGGACAAACUGGCCGAUCGCUUCCUGGGGUCCCUGCUCUACAAAGGCAAGCUGAACUCCCUGCAGGCCAUCAGCACCACGUCCACCGCCACAGGUUCCCGCCAGAUUCGGAUAAUCCGACCGUUGCUCUACAUCCGAGAGCGGUCCCUGGAGGACUUUGCCGCGGCCAGAGCGCUUCCCACGAGACCGUCGCACCUCUUCACGCGUCCACCGGACGCCACCAACAGUAUUCUGCGCACCCAGGAGGUCACCAAUCCGAACGUCUACGGCAACAUUCGCAGUGCCCUGAAACCUCUGAUGGCGCUUAGACUGGAAUCGACCAAGUCGACAUACGAAACGCUGAGGGCCUCACUCGAUACCCGGGAUUAGAUCACCGAAGUACAAUCACAAUCUCCUAGCAGUAAGAUGAAAGUUAGUUAGUAAUGGGAAGAAGCUAGUUAGGAUAACUAAUUAUUUUUUAUCUCUAGACGGGACGGUUGUCCCAAUCGCCUCUUGAGUGUUUGUGAAAGUUCGUUUAGUUGUUAGUGGUUAAGCUAUGCUAUCCAAGUGAUAUAAAACGAGAAGAUUACUAUACACGAUAUGUUCUAUGUUUUACCGAUUAAUAUACACGAUGUUAUGAAAUGAA